CAAGCCAAGGAUGGCAAGAAUUUUACCGUAAGCUCAUCUAAAUCCAAUAAGCAUCAUCAUAAGUUUGAUCAAACUUCACUGGGUAUAACUUCUAGUUUUGAGCCCGUAUCUCCUCAAGCUUUGCAGCUUUCUUCGACUCCCGCUAUCAGCAACGCCCUACUGACCAGGAGCGGCUCUGAAUUGCAGCCUGGUUCUUCCCAGAAUUCGGCUGUUGUUGUUCAUCCCGAAGUCGCUCUAACGUCGGCCUCAGCCAUAGAGCUUGACUCUAAAAUAGGCAGAGCUUCCCAGCAUCGCCAUCAUCAUCGCUCCACUCGCUGCUGUCGCUGCCGACGUCGGAGACAGAUGUCGCUUCGUGAAAAAAAGAGCAUAGGAAGAAGUAUGGUUAAAAUGUCUUCUGAAGGCAGAAGAUUAGAGGCACCACCUGUCCUGACCGGGUUGGCAUCAAACGAAGAUGAUGCGGAGGGUGACAUAGGUUCCUCCGGUGAAGCAUUUCAAAAUGAAUUUGUGCUGAAACAAACUGCCAAGCCAAAGCGAACUAGGGAUCGUGGCAGGCCGAAGCAAGUAUCCACUGAUGAGCAAGCGAUCACGCCGGUAAUUAGCAACUCUGGUCUUUAG
Molecule: messenger RNA, 615 nt
Organism: Protopolystoma xenopodis
Lineage: Eukaryota; Metazoa; Platyhelminthes; Monogenea; Polystomatidea; Polystomatidae
Source: the annotation of a GenBank genome assembly